UCCCCUGGCGCGGGCUCCGGCGGCCGAGCAGGAGCCCGCGGCGCAGUGAGCAUGCUCGGCUCCCGGGCAGGGCGCCCCCGCCGUGCGCCCCGCGUGUCCGCACAGUUGGCUUGCAGCGGGCUGUGAGCGAGGCUUUGUCCUGGGAAGUGCGCUCCUUCUUCGCCCCUUUCUGAUGUCCCAGACAGACUUGUAAAGACCCCCGGACCCCUCUCCGACGCUGCGGCGGGGACACCGUACAUGCACCGGACGCCCGUGACCCCGGGAGGGUCCGAGCCCGGUUUCUGUGGGCGCUUUCCUCUCUUUCUUUUUUAACUUUCCCGUACUUUGUUGUGCUCCCGGGGCCAGGCCUCCGCGGGCCGGCAGAGCCGGGAGCCACCCCGCGACCAUUGCAUUUGCAACUUUCUCUUUGGGGGCGAAAGCGAAGAGCUGGUUUUCUUUGCUCGCUGAUAAAUGCUGUUUAUGAGGAUGGACCUGUUGAAUUUCCAGUACCUGGACAAGAUGAACAACAUCGGCAUCCUCUGCUAUGAAGGUGAAGCUGCUCUCAGGGGAGAACCCAGGAUGCAAACCCUCCCGGUGACCUCUGCCCUGGGCACCCACCGCACUGGCCCGCCCCCCAUCAGCCCCAGCAAGAGAAAGUUCAGCCUGGAGCCAGGCGACGAGGACUUGGACUGUGAAGCUGACCACAUCACCAAGAUGGGCCGCAUCUUUAGCCCCCACCUGAACAAGACUACCAAUGGAGACUGCCGGAAGGACCCCCGAGAGCGCAGCCGCAGCCCCAUCGAGCGCGCUGUGGCCCCCACCAUGGGCCUGCACGGCAGCCACCUGUACGCGUCCCUGCCCAGCCUCGGUGUGGAGCAGCCCCUCGCCCUGACCAAGAGCAGCGGGGAUGCCGGCAGGGCGGCUGGCCUCUCCCCCACACUCACGCCAGUGGAGCGGCAGCAGAACCGGCCCUCGGUGAUCACCUGUGCCUCAGCUGGAGCCCGAAACUGCAACCUUUCGCACUGCCCCAUCGCGCACAGUGGCUGCGCUGCGCCUGGGCCCGCCAGCUACCGGAGGCCACCCAGCGCUGCCCCCGCCUGCGACCCUGUGGUGGAGGAGCACUUCCGCAGGAGCCUGGGCAAGAACUACAAGGAGCCGGAGCCGGCACCCAACUCUGUGUCCAUCACUGGCUCCGUGGAUGACCACUUCGCCAAAGCCCUGGGCGACACGUGGCUGCAGCUCAAGGCGGCCAAGGACGGCACCUCCAGCAGCCCCGAGUCAGCCUCGCGCCGUGGCCAGCCGGCCAGCCCCUCUGCCCACAUAGUGAGCCACGGCCACUCCCCGUCGGUGGUCUCCUGAGGGUGCCCAGUGCCUCGCCCGUCUGCAUGGUUUGCCCAAGCUUUGAACAGUCAGUGCUUAAAAAAAAAAUUGUGGGGUGGGGCGGGGGGAGGGAAGGGGUGGUCUAGCCGCAAACCCGUGCGGCGGGGUUCUGUGCUCUUCUGUCUCAUACUUGCUUGGUGUCCGCGCAAGGGGCCCUCUGUGUGCCAGGAGGCGGCGUGCAGGUCGGCGGGCGCUCUGUGGCACCCGUUUCCUGCCUUGGUUACCAAAGAAACCUCUGGCACAGUGUGCGGCCGGCCAGGACUCCAGCGUCCUCAGCCACAAGCCAUGAAGACUUCGGGGGGCCCGGCGCUCUGUGCUCUUCUUGUGUGCUUCCCAAGGCCCGGGACUGUGUGCGUGUGUGUGUGCGUGUGUAUACUUGAAGAGAAGCGUGGUGUCUGAUUUGCACUAUUGGAGGACGGAGGCUGCCCGCAGCUGCUGCAGGACGCUGGCAUGGAGGGCAAAGUGCUGGGACUGCAGGGCGGCUGCUCCUGACCCUCUGUGGCGGGGUGCGGUGAAGUUAGAGGAGCUUGGGGGUGCCGCACAGGCUGCAGUCUUCUCUAGAGUCGGGGCUGCACCUGAUCACAGGCGCCACCGCAUGGGCAUUCACCCUCUGGGAUCACUGCAGCUGUCGGGCAGACUGAGGUCAAGGACUCCGUAGUGCUUUAAAGAGGACACAUGUUUUAAUGGAGAAAAAAAUAGCUGGUUUCUAUUAAUUGUACAGACAGUAAGCAAACCUGAGUACUUAUGGCUUCUUUUCAGAACUAGUUUAUUUUGUCAGUCCCAGUCCUAGAUCUACUUACUGCUGGUACAGUUGUACUCCGAGAUCUGUAUUUGAUACUCUACUCACAAGGAGCGUGGGUGGCCGCAGCUGGCAGGCGGUGGGCAGUGGCCAGCGCCACCGCCUCUGCGCAUCCCCGCUGCCUGGUGACGCACCCCAGGGAGCUGGAUGGUGUCUCCCAGCUCCCUGGGCGCAGCCUGCUCCCUUGGCUGACGGCAGAUUGCUGACAAUCUGCGCCAUGGCGUUGUGUGUGCUUCUUGGUGCGUGGGGCCAAGGCCGUGUACAUUCCUGACUUCAGUUACGACUGCAUUUAUCGUCUGCCAUAGCCACAGCUACUAACUAGACAUUAGCAGCACCCAAGACAGGCAGGGCUGGGGGUGCCUCACAGCUGCUGCUCCUCGUGGUCAAUGAGCGUUUCUGUCCUUGCCUCCAGGGUCUGCAGCCAGCCUGGCCCCCUAGGGGGCUUGGGAUGUCACCUGCUCAGGUGACACAGGGGUGGCCAGCCCAACUGUGAGGCGUUAGAGGCUUCUCCCACAGAUGCACAGUGCCAGGCCCACUGUUGCAUCUGGGGUGUGGGUGCAGGGGUGCCUGGCUCUGGUCAUGCUGGUCAGGCUGCCGGCCCUCACGGAGUGAAAGGAAGCCCCUCUCCAGCCUCCCAGUCACUCCCACUGUACUGGGCUUCCAAGCUUUGGCAUUCAGGCCCCUAUAUUUUCUGUAGGAAAAAAAUCAUUGAGAACACUUUUUUUAUAUAGGUAACUUUAAGACCAUCAUUACGCUGUGCGUAAAGAAUGUACAGAGAAAUUUGUAGGUAUUUUUUGAAGAACAAUUAAUUUGUUAAUGAUAUGUAGCUAUUUAAUUUUUCCCUUUCCUAUCGUAAUCAUUCAUUUUUUGUUGUUUGGAAAAAAAGUUGAUCUUUUUUGGGUCGUGGAUGUGUCCGUAAACGUGCAGGAACACAGGUACUCUGAGACCGCCAUCCGCAUUCAGAGCCACACGUUUGUUACUGCUACAGGCUACUGAGCGCGGGCUGGAGCUGGAGCCGCCGCCGCGGACCCUCCCUCGGCCGGUGAGCGGGGCGCCUCGCGGGGACGGAGGUGCUGGUGGCCGGGUCCCCGCGCCGACCUAUCUGGGAUAGGCUGUCCCCCAGAGCCGGGCCGUCCGCGGCGCGUUCUGACUCCUCUGCUAUGUGUAAAUCUGUAAGAUACCAUUCUCUGUGGCCUGUUUUUCCUGGAAGAAGAAGAAAAAAAGGUUUGGCAGGCCAUCUUUUUUUGUACUUAAAAGUAGCCUUAAGAACAAUAAUAAAGUGCUCUUAAACCAC
This is a messenger RNA of Heterocephalus glaber (naked mole-rat), 3452 nucleotides long. It is a transcript of the gene Vgll4, whose product is annotated as vestigial like family member 4. Gene Ontology annotation, biological process: negative regulation of DNA-templated transcription. The record is from RefSeq and is a predicted model, not a curated record. NCBI's taxonomy places the organism in Eukaryota, Metazoa, Chordata, Mammalia, Rodentia, Bathyergidae. Gene Ontology annotation, molecular function: transcription coactivator binding.